Molecule: messenger RNA, 11475 nt
Organism: Camelus dromedarius (Arabian camel)
Lineage: Eukaryota; Metazoa; Chordata; Mammalia; Artiodactyla; Camelidae
Gene: POLR2D
Product: RNA polymerase II subunit D
Exons: 4
Coding region: 44-472 (142 amino acids)
Biological process (GO): transcription initiation at RNA polymerase II promoter
Cellular component (GO): RNA polymerase II, core complex
Molecular function (GO): nucleotide binding; translation initiation factor binding
Source: RefSeq, a predicted model, not a curated record
GCUUCCGCUUCCGGCGGUGUCCGCGGCUGUGCGCGGGAAGGUGAUGGCGGCGGGCGGCAGUGACCCGCGGGCUGGCGAUGUAGAGGAGGACGCCUCACAGCUCAUCUUUCCCAAAGAGUUUGAAACAGCUGAGACACUUCUAAAUUCAGAGGUUCACAUGCUGCUGGAGCAUCGAAAGCAACAGAAUGAGAGUGCAGAGGAUGAACAGGAGCUUUCUGAAGUCUUCAUGAAAACUUUAAACUACACAGCUCGCUUCAGUCGUUUCAAAAACAGAGAGACCAUUGCCAGUGUCCGCAGCUUGUUGCUCCAGAAGAAGCUUCACAAGUUUGAGCUGGCCUGUUUGGCCAACCUUUGCCCGGAGACUGCUGAGGAGUCCAAGGCUCUGAUCCCGAGCCUGGAGGGACGGUUUGAAGACGAGGAGCUGCAGCAGAUCCUUGAUGAUAUCCAGACCAAGCGCAGCUUCCAGUAUUAAUCUCCAGAUACCGGCCUGCUGCCAGGGGAGCCACAUCAUAUCCCAGCACAACACCACUGUCCCAGCAUCUGGGGCAGACUUGCAAGUCUGUGGCACAAGACACUUGGGCUUCCUUUGGGUAGAAGAACCCAGCGCUCAGUCUCCAUGUGGGUUGCUAUGUCCAUACUUGACAGCCGGACCGCGAUGACCAUUGUGGCCUUAGGCCUUGCAGUGGCUGCCUGAGCUUGCCUUUGUGAACGGUGAGGUGGGGUGAUGUGCGUGUAAGCUACGCUGUGGACUGCCUCAUGUGGGUUUUGGCCCUGAUGUUAUUUUUGAUGCCUAAUAUUUCAUGUUUUAAUUUCAGUGUGUUUGUAGUUUUGAAACUAUACUGGAGCAUAUAAAACUGGCAUGGGAAACAGUCUUACCUAAAUGCAAAAGGAGGGAUUAAACCAGACCCAUGUCAUUGUUUGAAAUUCUUAAAGAAAGAAUAAUAGAGCCUUUGGCAUCACUGUGCUUAACCCAGGAGACAGGGAAGAGGCACACCAAGGAAAGCAGGUACAUCUGAGGAUAACUGCUAAGCGCUGAGGGGCACAUAGCCGUGAGGUGGACAAGUACUAUUCCUUGUUUUUUCUCCAGUUGUUGCAGAACAUAGAUUUGGAGUAAGUGGUCUUAAAGCACUUACUUUUGUCACUCUCAAAUUCAGAUUUUUUCCUUCCUAGGCCAGUGUGGUGAAGGUGUGAGCACAUUGUAGUGCCCUCAUUUGGGGCAUCAGGUCCAAACCUUUGGCCUGCUGCUUAGCAAGCAGAUGCUGUGUGAUGGGCUGAUUUGGAAGCAGGGCGCCUGCCCCUUCCUGAACCCCGUGGGGAAGUCACUCGCCCUGAGGCUGGUCGGAGGGGAGACACGUUAAUAGGUGAACACUGGUUCUGAAUUUUCUGAAGGGAAAUGCGCCUGUUUUCUUCACAAUUUGGAGACUUUUCCUUGAGAUACUUGUUGGCUCCAACUGAAUUCGUGAUCCAAGGAAAAGGUUGGGGAAAGAACAAAAUUGGCUUCAAAAGUCCUGGUAGUUUUAUGUCAGCUGUGGCUAAGGCAAAAAUAACAUUUCUUAUUUUUAUAAAUUCUUUUGAUACCUGAAAUGACAUGGUUUCUUAGUCACCAAUAUUCUUGAUCAAUAUUUGAAGGAAAUGUCGAUUAUAACUUAGCUAAAUAUUUGAAGAAAUAAUCUUUUCAUCCUUGGGCAACUUCACUUCUUUUAGACUCAUUGUUCCCUUUAGUGUAAAAUGUGGAUAAUAGUGGUAUCUAUUCCAUAGGUGUGUUGAAGAUUGAAUGAGAAAAUUAUUAAAAAGAGCCUAGUGGGGGCUGACAUUCUGUAUCCCGAUAAGAAUCAGCUGUCGUUAGUAUUGUAGUCAGUGGUAUACGUCGGUAAUCGGUCAGCUUACUGCAGAGAAAUUCAUGCAAGGAUGUGGUAGCAUACCAAACUGUGAAAACGAGCCAGACCGCCAUCUCCUUGAAGUCUGCAGUAUUAAAAUGUUAUAAGAGAGGCAGUUACAUCGUUGGCACCAAGCAGUGGGACACAAACAGACCUAGAUGGCAGACCCGAGUCCUGAUCCAGGUGUGUGUGCCGUACGGCGAGUGCAUUGCAGUGUCACAUCUCCGUUGGUGUGUCCUCUGUGAGCCAGGAGGCUGUGCGCUCCCUAAGAGUGUUAGACCCUGGUAAGUACCUGGCAUAUAGUUAGGCACUGAUAAGUGGUAGGUAGUAAGGUGACUAGAAACAAAUUAAAAAAAACAACUGGUGGGAAGGGUGUAGCUCAAGUGGUAGAGCGCAUGCAUGCUUAGCAUGCAUGAGGUCCUGGGUUCAAUCCUCAGUACCUCCUUUAAAAAUAAAUAAAUAAACCUAAUUGCCCACUCCCCCCAACCCCCCCCCCAAAAAAACCUAACAACUUAUCCUAGGGAAUUAGUUGUAAAAGGAACCUCAUGCUGCGUUACCUCAUCUACACCUGCUGAACAUCGCUCUCUGGAGCAGCUCCCUGUCAGCCCACAGGAGACCCUGAGGCCCUGAAAAAUCUUUCAUCAUCUGUGAAACAUCGUUAGACUCACUGUACUGUUGGCAGAAGAGAAUUUGGAAACAUUAAAAGAAAACAAAGAUGUCAUGUCAAAACCUCACUUCACCAGAAAGCUAACCAGACAAAAUUUUCUGAACAUUCUAGUCAUUUCGGUUUUAUAAAAAUUUAUUAAACUUGAGUCUUGAAAACUUGAAAAGUAGCAUUACUGAAUGGGGCCUGAACACAAGCCAUUCUUACUAGAAAUGACUUUUUUAAGCUUCUUUCUAAAACCAUCAAAGCCUACGCAAAGACUUGUGUGUGAAUAAUCCUUGCAGCAUUAUUCAUGAUAGCCAGAAACUGGGAACAAUCCAAAUGCCCACCAGCUGGUGAGUAGAUCUUAAAUGUGACAUACAUUUAACAGCUGUUUGUCACAUUUGCUUUAUCAUAUUUUUCAAGGAAGCAUUUGAAAGCAGAUAGCAUGACACUUCACUGAAAACUUAAGCAUACAUUUUAAGAUACACUUUCCUCUGUAAGUAUGACCCUUGCUCUUAGGAGGAACAUGGAUAAGAAUUUCCUGAUAAUUAAUAUUCAGAUUCUGAUUUCUCCUAGGGAGAGUUCUGGGCCAAAGUUCAGUCCCAGUGUUGGUAUAAUUUAGUAUAUAUGAGCGAUGAUCAUUAAGGAUCUAAACUGACACUUGUGAAAAAUGUUGAAGAAAUACAUGUGGCUACUGCCUGCAAGUUCCUGUGAGGAGCUCUGACUGGAUGAAAAUAGUGUUUGCAACCCUUAGGUGGAAAAUGUCGUGGGGUGCAGGCCCAAAACAGUAAUCAGUAACGUGUCUGCAUGUGGCUCUCCGUCUGUUCCUUCAGCAGCGGGAGGGCAGGUGGGACUAAACAGAACAGGUGAGUGGUGACGGCAGAGUGCAGGCAGGUCUGUCUAGACGCCCCCAACCUGGAGUUGUGUGCACCUGGCUUCCCUCUGCUCAGCGCACAGGGGAUGCUUAGUAGUCAGUGACGAGUAAAUACACUGCCCCCAUUUUCAGAAGGUCGGCACAGAGUGCAGGGGAUCAAGAAUGUCCCUGAAAUAAUAAAACUGAAGGAGAGGACUUCUUGAGAUAGAGUUGAGGUGCCCAGAAGACACCUGGGAAUGUUGAAAGAUAAUUAAGGCAAAGCUGUCCAACAGAAUUUUCUGCAAGAUAGAAAUAUCCUCUCUGUACUGUCCGGUGUGGUGGCUGCUAGUCACAGGUGGCCUUUGAGCACUUGUCACUUGAGGAUCUGAACUUUAAAUUUUGUUUAAUUUUUAAAUUUAAAAUUUGAAAUUGUCACAUGUACUAGUGGCUGCUGUAUUGGGCAGCGCAGUUCUUAGGUCCUAGUACAAAUGUCCUGCAAGCCAUGGACAUCAGAGAGCACUUCAGCAAGACUGACAAUGCUUACAAGACCAGCAGUAACAGUGGGGAACCAUUAAUCAAAAUUCGGUCCCCAGCGUUAAGGUCUAAAGAUGUAUAUCACUUUCUGUACAUCACUGAGUCCAAUUUUUAUGUAUAACACAAAUUCUGGUUUUAAAAAUCUGCCUCGCUACUACUAAUGCUCGUAGACAAAAUUUUGGAGGCUGUUUUUGUUUUGUUUGGGCAGGGGGAGUAAUUCGGCUUAUUUAUGUAUUUAUUUUUAAUUGGAGGUACUGGGGAUUGAACCCAGGACCUCAUGCACACUAAGCAUGCGCUCUACCACUGAGCCAUACCCUCCCCUCUAUGGAGGCUGUUUUAAGGAAAUAUUUAGAAAUAGUGAAAAGAUUAAUACCUCAUCUUUUGGUGAGAACCUCUUUCCUAAUUAAGUUUGCCUUUUCAGUAGGCUGGUAACUUGUAUGUUGAAUUAUAAAAAGAAACGCCAAGAUGUAUUAUCUUUUAAGGCUAGCAAUACUUGUAUUUUAUAAUUCUGCUAAUAAAUGUGGUCCAGGCACAGUAUACUGCCAGAUUCAUGGACUGAUGUCCUAAAUUCAUACCAGCCUUUAUCUCCGGAGCCAUAUCAACACCAGCCUGUGGCCACACACUUCCUAAAUACAUUCUCCUCUUUAAUAGAGAACUUAAGAGUUCAUAUUCAAAGAUGAUUUAUAUUAGGGGAUAUUUGAAAAGCAGUACUUUCUCAAUUUAGUGAUAGAAAAAAUUUAAGUGAUAGAAGAAAUUUAAAUAUGAAAGACUUAUUACAAAAAAUUUUUAAAUUAUGUAAAAUCACUAACUUGAAAAAGCAGUUGACAGACUGAUAAAAUUUAUAGCAGAGAAGAGGGGAGGGUAUAGCUUGAGUGGUAGAUCUCAUGCUUAGCAUGCACAAGGUCCUGGGUUCAAUCCCCGGUACCUCCUCUAAAAAUAAAUAAAUAAAGCUAACUCUCCCCCACCCAAAAUUUGUAGCAGAGAAGAUGGGCAAAGGGUAAAGAUGUUUAUUUUAUAAAAGCUUUAAAAAAUAAAUUUUAAAAUAUUAAGACCCCAAUUUCAAAAAGGGCAAAGGAUAUCGACAUAAGUUACAUCCAGGUAACAAAUAAAUGGGGAAAUGUUCAACCUAAUUAGUUUUCAAAGGUAUUUAAAAUGAGGUGCUUUUCUUAGAAAAAAAUGUACAGAAGAAGAAUGUAUUGACAUACAGGGAACAACUUAAUUGUGUCCAGUGCUGCUCUGCACACACAAUACAGAAACAAGGCAGGAUGACUCUCACAGAGCCUCAGUGGGAUACAUAAAGAGAAAACAUACUUCCUGUUCACCAUGCUCUUCCAUCUUAGCUGUUUUCUAUUUCCAGUCUUCCAGUGGAGUGUGUCAGUGCCUCACCUUCCUUGUACGUAUUGGGAGUUAUACCUUCCCUAUGUUUUCAGUGGCUACCCUUAGAAUUUAACACUCAUAAUUGUCUUCAUAAAGGCUUUAGAGUGUGGUGUUAGUUUCAGGUGUACAGCAAAGCGAUUCAGUUAUAUGUAUAUAUGUAUUUUUUCAGAUUCUUUUCCAUCAUAGGUUAUUACAAAAUACUGAAUGUAGUUCCCUGUGCUAUACUGUAGGACCUUAUUGUUCAUCUAUUUUAUAUAUAGUAGUGUGUAUAUAUUAAUCCCAAACUCCUAAUUUAUCCCUCUCCCCGCCCCUUUCCCCUUUGGUAACCAUAGUUUGCUUGCUAUGUCUGGAAGUCUAUUUCCAGUUUGUAAAUGUUCAUUUGUGUCUUUUUUUUUUUCACUAUUCCACGUAUAAGUGAUGUCAGAAGACAUUUGUUUGACUUCACUUAAUAUAAUAAUCUCUAACAUCUAUGUUGCUGCAAUUGGCAUUUUAUUCUUUUUUAUGGCCGAGUAGUAUUCUGGUAUAUAAAUAUACUACAGCUUUAUCCAGUCAUCUUUUGAUGGACAUUUAGGUUGCUUCAAUGUCUUAGCUAUUGUAAAUAGUGCUUCUAUGAACAUUGGGGUGCAUGUAUCUUUUCAAGUUAGCAUUUACUCUGGAUAUAUGCCCAGGAAUGGGGCUGCUGGGUGAUAAGGUAACUCUUCUUGUUUUUUAAGGAACCUCCUUUCUGCUCUCCAUAGUGGCUACAUAAAUUUACAUUUCCACCAACAGUGUAGGAGGGUUCCUUUUUCUCUCAGCCUCUCCAGCAUUAUUUGUAGACUUUUUAAUAAUGGCCAUUCUGACUGGUGUGAGGUGAUACCUCAUUGCAAUUUUGGUUUGCAUUUCUCAUAUAAUUAGCGAAACUGAGCAUCUUUUCAUGUAAGUUUUGGGCAUCUGUAUGUUUUCCUUAUUUCAAUAACUGUAGUUUUCUAUUUCAUUAUUUUCAACUUAAUAUUUUCCAGCUCAGCCUGUUAUUUUUUUCAUCAUGUCUUCUAUUACUUCUUUUAUAAUUUAAAACAUUUAUUUCAUAUUCUCUUUCAGACUGUUCUUGUUCUUCAUUUAUUUUAUAAGCAUUUUAAUCUUUCCUGGGGAUUACUUUCACUGUGGAAAUGUGCCUGCGUUUGUAGGAGUGUUUCUACAGCGGGGUCUGCCCUUCUCCCAGGCCUGUAGUAUCAGUGGCCCAGAAGUAUUUCUUCCAAUGAUUUCUCAGGUUUUAAUUCAAAUCCACAUGUGGCACAAGUUUCAGGUUUUGGCUUCUCAGAAGAGGCUUUUUUUAACCUGAAACCUUGAAUAGUAACAAGCAUCCUUGUCUUCCUGGGCCUUGGCAGAGCCCACCUUUCACUGAGGGGACAGCCCUUCAAUUUCCUGGCUUUCUGCAGGGACUCAGUGGGAAUUUCCUGCGAGCCCUGUCCUGAGAGCCCACCUUGGGGGAUAAACUGCAGCCUCGGGCCAGUCAGACCUGAUACCACCUCGCUGACUCCCACCUGGGUUGCUGUAGCAUCGCUUUGAACUUCACCACUCUGGCUUUUAGUUCCCAAUCUGCUUCUUGCCCCUGGAGAUUUCCUUACUUUCCUGGAUACUCAGUUGUACAAUAGCUCUCUUAUUUUUAUUUUUUAAUUUUUGGUUGUCGUGGUGGGUGGUGCCAGGCAUAUAAACACAUACAUGAGAUAAUUUAACAUCCCACCCGUCCUUCCACAGCUCAGCCACAGUGAUCUCAAGGUUCCAGAAACCAGCCAGCGCUGCCUGUCUUGAGCAGAGCAUGCUGCUCCCCCUGUUUAAAAUGUCCUUCCCUUCUUGUCCACUCAGCAGAUGGUUUCUAGUCCUUUGAGGCUCUGCUUCGCCUUUCUCUGCUCUACGUGAGCUCCUUGAGCUCCCUACAGAUUCAGCUGCUUAUGCUUUCCGUUCGCGUCUCAGUUGUGUUCUGCACGGCCUUCGUGAGUUGCAUAAAUGCACACUGAACACCUGUCGGCCCUCUGACAGGGUUCCAGGCUCAAAGGACACGGGGAUGAGCAAGUCCAACGAAGUCCAUUCAGGAAGCGUACAUCCAGUAAGGGGAAAGAGGAUCAUUUCCGGUUGUGAUGAAUGUGAGAAAAGAAAAUGGGUAACAACCGAGGGGCUGAGAGGACUCCUUAAAGUUGCUUGGUCAGAGGCUUCUCUGAGGAGGCCCAAAAGAUGAGUGAGACACAGCCCUGUGAAGUUGGGGUGGAACCUGCAGGGUGGAGGGAAUACAAAGUGGAACAGCCCUAAGGUGGGGAUGAGCUUGGGAGGAACGGGAAAGGGCGUGGGCCUGGGGGCCGUGUGUGACUGUAGGGCAGGGUUAUGGGAGUCUGGGUGAAGGGAACAACUCUGGAGCAGGAGCUGGCAGGGGACGGGGGGUCAAGAGAGGCUCCUGGAACAGAAGAUGCUUGUGCAUGUUUGUCUGUUGAUGGCAAUGACCCUGGGGCUGAGAUUGGCUCUGGGGGGCGGACAGGUGCAGAAGCACAGCCCACAGUGAGGAGAGCAGAAGUGGGGCCUGGCAGCUAAGCGGAGAGGGAGGGAAGGAGCAGAGACAGGUCAUCUGUCUUGAUAAGAACACAGAGCACGCGGGCACGCGGGGCGGGCAAGUAGGUGCAUAGGUUUAAUCCCGCAAAAACAAGUGUCCCUUAAAUGCAGAUAGCCUUUGUGUCUAGCGGGCCUCACUAUGCUUUAUCCAGAAUGUGUGUUCAUUUUAUGAAGUUCCCAUGUCUCCGAGCUUUGUGUGGAACCCUUCAUAACCUUGAGCAUGCAGUUGCAGUAAGUCAUGACUGGAAAGGGAGGCUGGAGAGAGGGAAAGGUAUGAAAUAGUGGACAGUGGGAGGUGGAGGUUGAAGGAUCAGGGGAAAUGAACGUGGUCAGAUUGUCUGGGAAGCACUGAGGCUGUCCCUGGGAAUCUAUUACAAGUACUAGAAACCCAACAAAAGUACAAAAAGGGGACUUCUUAAAAGGGUAAUGGCUUCAUUGAAAGAAAAUUGAACUUCCAAACCUUAAGAAGAGCAGGAAAGCAGGAACAAUGGGAGCCAGGCGCCCUGGUACCCUGUGUCUCCUGGUCUUUGCUUCUGUGCAUCAACUUUGCUCUCUCCUGCCUACCUGCUCCCAUAUCGCAGAGAACAGGCUUCUAACUGCUCCUGGCUUUCAUUCUCUUGACCUUUUGCCACCUGAAAGGUGGUGGGCUCAGGCUGUCUUUGGUCUCAGAUUCAGAGAUCCCCGAGAAGGAUUUUGACUCAACUGGUUUGUGUCUGGUGCCCACCCCUGGGCGUGGUCGUGUCAUUGGCAUCUGUACAAAUGUAGCUCCCCACGGAACCACAUGGUUGCAGGGGCAGAGCAGGUGGAGGUGGUGGUUGCAGAGGAGGGAAGACAUUCCUGGCCAGUUACAGGAACAAAAACGUCCCCUCAAAUGGAUCAAGUUCCAGAAAUGUUCACACUGACCUAGUGAUACCAUUUCUGAAAAUUGUCUUUUAUAUCAAAUAUCUUGAGUACAGAAACAGUUCUACAGCAAGAGCUGAUACUCACUCUUUUUCCAAUAGGGAAAUGUCAUACCACAUUGUGGUGACUUGUUCAUGGAAUAUUAACUCACCUAUUAAACAGGUGAGCUUUUUUUCAGGAGCUAAAUGAUUUAUAAUGAAAGUAUUUUGGUGGGGGAGGGCAUAGCUCAGUGGUAGAGCAUGUGCUUAGCAUGAACAAGGUCCUGGGUUCAAUCUCCAGUGCCUCCAUCAAAAAAUAAAUAAAUCUAAUUACGUCCCUCAAAACAAAACAAAACAAAACAAGUUUUCACCAACAGGAAAAAAACUGAGGUGAUGGAUGUUACCUAAACUUAUUGUGAUGAUCAUUUUGCAGUAAGUAUCAAAUCAUUAUGUUGUACACCAUAAACUAAUACAAUGUUUUGUGUCAGUUGUAUCUCCAUAAAACUGGAGAAAUACAUCAGACUUAAAAAUUUUUUUUGAUUUGACUUAAAGUAAAAGAUACUUGAGUCAACGGACACAAAAGAGAGAAGCAUUUGUAUUUCUUUAAGGAACACUUGAGAAAGGAACUUGCUUUCUCGCCCAGGUCAGCAUACUUCCGUGUGGACAGGGAAGUGCCCAGUGCCCCCCGCUUCUUCCCCAGGUGGACAUGCGCACUUGGAUGCUCAGGCUGGCUGCGCGCCGUUGACCCCUAGUUGAACAGGGACAGCCAGGGCUCCAGAGACAGCUGCAACCUGGGUCCAGUGCCGCCCCUUUCUGGGGCCAGCCUGCUGGUGUCCCUCCUAGUCGCCCACUUCCCUUUUACAGCAAACUCACAGCUGGGGAAACCACGGUGCUUCAUGUGCAACCUCAGAGCUUUCAACAUCUCUAUUUGCAUUUCAGUAUCCGUUGAAGAGGCUGGCAGUUGUAUAUGCCUCUGAGAAGUAGAAAAACCAUUAUCAGUGUGUCCUGAUCUUGGUGGAUAAAAAUGGACUGAUUUAAAUAAUAAUAAAUUUUGUCUCCCCAUGCAAGACUGCACAGAGGCAGCUCUUGGCAAAACUUAUUCUUUUCAGGGUCUAGUCAGAGCUCAUCUUCUCAGUAACUUGUUUCUGCCAGUUUCUGAUUUUCAAUAAGCAGGGAUGGCCUUCAAAAUAGUUAAGAAGCUAGAGACCAUUGGCUUAUUGCCAGAUGGUGGUGAGGUCCUGGGGAGAUGGCGUUGGUCACAGGUUCCUUAUGGAGAUAUUUCAAUAUUUUACUAACUGAUAUGCUCCUGGGGUAGUCCUGGCUGAAUCUCUCCUCUCUCUCACACACACAGACCACAGAGGUCUUGUAACUCCCAGGUUUAUUUGCAUUCGAAAUAGAGAAGGCGCAAGGGCAGACUGCCGUUGAGCCCAGGUGUUUGUGGCCAGACAGUGUUUGAUGUAGCUUAUUGAAACUUCACCACAACCCUUGGGGGAUUUUUUAAAAGAACUCCAGGAUAGGCCCUUAUGCUCUCUGAUGCUCUUAGAACCCUCUCAAUAUCUGGUAAUUCAUCCAUUCAACACAUUUUAUUGCGCACCCACCAAAUAGAUUGGGAUUCAAAAAGGGGAACCAGAUGAGAAGGUUCCAGGUCCCCUGGAGCUGACUUUCUGGUAGGGAGAGACAGACAAGAAAACGCAACUGAGCAGAUUAGCCUGGGAACAUGUGCUGGUUUAGAUACGGCACUUGGGGAUGGCCUCUUAGAGGAGAUGCUAUUUGAGCUGCCAAAGAUGUGGAGAUCUAGGGGGAUAAGGAGUUCCAGGUCAAGAGAGAGGAUGCCAAGUGCAAGGGCUUGGCGUGGGUAGGGCUCUGGGUGCAGAGAAAACGAGCUGGAGCUUCAGCCGUCAGAGGGGAUCUAGCAGGAGCCGAGGUUGCAGACGUAAGCAGACCUGGAUGCUGGAGUGAGGCGUUUGGAUUUUAUAUUCUGCACGUUGGGAAGCCAUUUGAAGGUUUCAGGUAAGGAAGAAAUAAGAUCUCGUUUUGUUUGGAACAGGGCAUUCUGGCUGCAGUGUAGACAGUGGACUGGAGUUGGGCAGGAGUGGAAACAGAUGGAAAAGGGAAGCAGGGAGAGCAGUUAGGAGGAGGCGGCAGUAGUUGAGGCCGAUGUGGCUGGGACUAAAGCGGAAGUCAGCACGCUUGCUUUAAAGGGUCAGGGACUGUUUCAGGCUUUAUGGGUUACAUGUGCUCUCUGUCACAGGUUCUUAGUCUUUUUCUUCUUAAUCCCUUAAAAUUGUAAGACUGUUCUCAACUAGACUGGCUGGCACAGUGUCUAGACUGGAACGAUCGCUGCAUCAGUUGUCUUAGCAAAAGAUUAAAAGUAACCUAAGUGUCAUCAGUGGAAGACUCAUAAAAUAAGUGAUUGUUCAACCAUAUGGCAGAAAACAGAAGCUGUUAAAAAGGCGAAGGAUGUGUCUAAAUGUGAACUGAGAGGGAAAAGUGCCAAGAUGUUGCCACAAGAGAAGCAAGAUAAGGAAUGUUUGUGGAGGGGAAAAAAGGUACAUUUAUAUAAUAUUUUCAUGUAUGUGUCUUGGGAAGGACACACAAGAAGCUGGUAGGAGUGACUGCCUCCAGAGAGGUGACCAGGCAAGAGAGCAAGUAUUUUUUCACUGUUUUCCCUUUUGUAACUUGAAUUUUGUGCUCUCAACUGAAAAAAAAAAAACAAAAAAACACAACCUAAAA